UGUUCACACACUUCUCUGAUUGUUUUUCACUCUAUCUUCAGGUCUCUGAUUCUUCAGGCCGAGAGUAAGAAGGAAUAUGAGGAGUGGAUUUGCACCCUGAACAACAUUUCCAGACAGAUUUAUCUAACCGACAAUCCUGAGGCUGUGGCGAUCAGGCUGCACCAGACGGCUCUUCAGGCUGUGACGCCCAUCACCAGCUUCGAGAAGAGAGCUGAAGGUUCUCCUAACCCUGACCGAGCGAAACCAGGUGGUGUGACCCCUAGAGAUCCUCAGAAACCCCCUGCGACCCUCGAGCCCGAUGAUCUGAUCGCCCCGGGAACGCCGAUCCAGUUCGACAUCGUCCUGCCCGCGUCUGAGUUCCUGGACCAGAACCGAGCCGGAGCAAGACGCACAAACCCCUUCGGUGAGACGGAGGACGAUGACAGCGCUUCAGACACACACGAUUCCCUCCUGCAGCAGGUGUUUGCUGUGCGCUUCUUGGGAUCGAUGGCCGUUCGGGCCGGUCACACACAGGAAGUGAUCUAUGAAGCCAUGAGGCAGGUUCUCGCCGCUCGCGCAAUUCACAACAUCUUUAAAACCACCGAAUCCCAUCUGAUGGUCAGCAGUUCCUGCAUUCGAUUGAUCGAUCCACAGACACAAGUCACUAAAAUCAGUUUCCAGCUGAAGGACGUGUCUCAGUUUGCGGCCCAUCAGGAGAACAGCAGGCUGAUGGGGUUCGUUCUGGAGGGGAGCGACUGGAGCAACGGAGGCGAGCAUGAACCCUCCUUCAGCGUAUUCGUGUUUGAGAGUAACACUGAAGGAGAGAAGAUUUGUUACACGAUAAACCUCGGGAAAGAGAUCUCAGAGGCAAAGAAGGACCCUGAAGCGCUGGCCCAGCUGAUGAAGUCAAUGCCCCUGACAAACGACGGGAAGUUUCUUCUGCUGGAGAGCGAGAUGGGAGAAGCAGCGGAAGCUUCCGGACAGGAUGACCAGGAGUCAGAGGCUUGAUCUGACACACACACACACACACACACACUUCCAUUGCCUGCUGCUCUUCUCCUGUCCUCCUCUCUCUCUCCAGGCAGACUACAUGAAGGAAAGCAACAGGUGGUCGAGGGUCGCCACUCGUUUGUUUAACACUUACUCAGUUUUAGAUGCUCACUAUAGAAAAGAUGAAAGUUAAAGGUGUCAGUUUUGUUUUAACCUUUCAGUUCGAAAACAUCAGACACGGGUUUACAUGUUAAAGGAAUAACUCACCCAAAAAUAAAAAUUCUCAUCAUUUUCUCAGCAAAUAAUAGAUUCAAACUUGAUUUGCUCCUCAUGCCAAUAGUAUUGCAUGACUCUGAAUAUAGUGCAUGAGUACUAUGAACCAAUUUUAUUAUGGAAAUGGUACCUAAUAGAGUUAAACCGCUUCAGUUUCACGGUAUGGAAAAGAGCAACUCAAGAGUUUUCUUUUUUGGGUGUACUGUCCCUUUAACAAAGUGUCCCGUCUUUUAGCGAUUCUCUUUGCAUUUUGAUUUUCAUUGUAUUAUUACAGUUCAAAUUGUUUCAUGAUGUCAGAUGUAGUUUCAGCUACAAGCAGAUUUUUAAACACCUUAGUAAUUCAAUCAUAAUACAGGAGAUUUUCUUAUUUUUCACACUACAUUGUCAGCAAACUGAACAAUGAAACCUUGAGCCUUUGUUUGCACUUUCUUGGUUCCUGUUCAGCUCAUCAUAAUUUACAUUCCAUACAACUACCAUUCCACUUUUAUUGUGAUGCGGUUUAUAAUUAAGUCUCGCAAAUCUGGAAUGAAUCUGAAUUUGCACUCUGCGUCUCAAAUCUCAGCGGCUUGAACGUUUCAGAUGGGGUUUAGAAAUAUGGAUUCAUGCAUGCUAAUAUUACUUCGAAUGAAUAAUGGCGAGGAAUACAAAGGUGAAGGCAGCACUUAUACACACUUAAACAUUAGAUUUAAGGUAAGGAUUUUGAGGGGAUUUUUAAGGAUUUUGCUAGAUGGCCAAUAUUACGAGUUAACCAUCAGUAUUGCGUAGAAGUAUGCAAAUUGGGAUUCAGCAGAAUGCAAAACAAAUUUGCACUUUUUUUCCCUCUAUAUUUUUGGUUAAUGUGCAAUUUAGGCGCUUUUUAAACACUUUAAUUUAAAACACUAACUUCCUGUGGUCUGUUUACAUGUAAUACCUUUUAUAAUACUUCAAAUGAAUAGGAAAUUCAGACAAAUCCUUUAGAUAUAUUUUAACAUUCAUUCUGUGGAAAAAUUAAUCUCAGGGUGAGUCUGGUAACAAAACGAAAUAGUUUAGUUGUUUUCUCCCUCAGUAUUUCCUGUGCGAUUGGUUUGGUCUGUGCAGGUGGAGCCACUGCGCUUCAUUAGGUACAUCCUCAUUUAUCUGUGAUCGUUUGUUUGUACUGAAGGAAACGUGUUGAAUGAAGUUGAACUGUUUACAUUUAUCACUCAUCCUGAAGUGUUCCUCGAACUUUAAAUAUGCCUCAGUAACAAUCUGACGUUUAACCUGCGAUGAGCUUGAGCAUGAAAAUAAAAUCAUUCAUCAACAUGAUGUGCAGCAGUUAUUGGACUGUCAGAUUCUGCUCAUGUAUCAUCUUUUUAGAAUGUAAAACUCUUUAAUAAAGCUUUGUGACCAUU
This is a messenger RNA of Pimephales promelas (fathead minnow), 2612 nucleotides long. The record is from RefSeq and is a predicted model, not a curated record. NCBI's taxonomy places the organism in Eukaryota, Metazoa, Chordata, Actinopteri, Cypriniformes, Leuciscidae.